Messenger RNA from Cherax quadricarinatus, 2738 nucleotides. It is a transcript of the gene Fkbp14, whose product is annotated as peptidyl-prolyl cis-trans isomerase Fkb14. Gene Ontology annotation, molecular function: peptidyl-prolyl cis-trans isomerase activity; calcium ion binding. NCBI's taxonomy places the organism in Eukaryota, Metazoa, Arthropoda, Malacostraca, Decapoda, Parastacidae. The record is from RefSeq and is a predicted model, not a curated record.
GGACGGAGGGUGAGUGAAGGCAGCUAAAAUCCCCACAGCCGGGCCCGGCCAGACUCACACUGUACACCGAAGCUGCUGUGUCAAGGUGUCUCCUGCCAUUCCAUAAUGAACACACCAGCACUCAUUUUGUUAGCCUUUUCCACUGUGGCCUACGCUGCGGAGCUACAGGUGGAACACGUACAGAAGGCGGAGACGUGUGAGCGCCCCUCUAAGAAGGGGGACAUGCUGACCAUGCAUUACACCGGCACACUUGCUGAAGAUGGAAAGAAGUUUGAUUCCAGUGUGGACCGGGACCAGCCCUUCACCUUCCAGCUGGGUGUAGGUCAGGUCAUUAAGGGCUGGGACCAAGGUCUGGAGGACAUGUGUGCAGGGGACAAGCGUCGCCUCACCAUCCCUCCAGAGCUGGGUUAUGGCUCCCGUGGUGCCGGCGAUGUCAUCCCGCCAGAUGCCACACUGGUGUUUGACGUUGAACUGAUCUCCAUUGGUGAUGCUCCACCUGUGGUCAAUGUCUUCAAACAGAUUGAUGGAGAUGCAGAUGAACAUCUCUCCAAGGAAGAGGUACUAGAGUAUAUCAAGGCACAACUCCCUGCUGAAGAAGUUGAAAAAGGACAAGAUCCUCAUAAGAUCACUGAAGAGAUAUUCCACCAUGAAGACAAAGAUAGGGAUGGCUUCAUCUCCCAUGAAGAGUUCUCAGGACCUAAACAUGAUGAGCUCUGAGUACCUACAUUUCAUCUUUGACCACAUCCAUGAACCCAAACAGAAGGAUUUAAUGUGGGAUUGUUAACUCUUUAUUUUUUAAGGUUUUCCAUAUAGGGGUGCUAAUAAUUAUACUUUUUUGUGGAUUCACCAAAGUAAUAUAUUUUUUUAAUUCACUUAAUAGAGGUUAAAACAAGACUGCUUCAAGACUCCUCCUAACGACCCUUAAGCCCAAAUUAUACGUAAAAUUUCUUGGGUUUCCCCAUUUGUCCUUUACAACAUUUAUUGCCUUGAAUGUGGUGUCUUAUCAGAAAGCAAUGAUUCCCUAAAACCUUCCCUUCAUUCAUAAACAGAGUCAGUUCGGCUUGCAUAGUGCAUUUCCAGUCCGUUAAUACCUAUACAGUAAAUAUAUUUCCACUAGUCUACAAGCAUGACGGUGGACUCAAAUCAUUGUGAUAUAACGGUGUUUGCCCGAGCCGCCUUAACUGUAAUUUUUAUGAGGUGCAAUCAGUUAGUUGUAUAUAGUUACAUUAUCCAGUUUAGCUUUGCAUACGAGUGAAACUGAUGUGAAACUUACCUCGUCCACAAUUUUUUUAUUCACAACUUUUUAAAUUUUUUGCAUAAAUUAAUAUAAUAAUUUAAAAAUAUAAUUUUAUAAAGAUAAUUCUAUGAGCUGUUAUUAUGUAUAUUUUUGGCUACAAAAAAGUUAUCUAAUGUCUCCAACUUUCAUUUACACAAAUUUGUAUCAUUUACUCCUUGUUUUGUUGCUACUCUAGUGUUAAAAUUGGGUAAAAAAAUUCAUUCAGUAUCAGAAGUGAAUAGUCUUCUACCUCUAGUGAAAUUUCAUACUUUUAGCAUCGCGUUUUGGGAGGUGUUAGAUCUAAUCUGUAUAACUUAUACUUUUAGAUACAUUGUACUGUAUAUAAGCUUUAUCCAUUGCAACAAAACCAGAGAAUAUUCACAGAUAUACUCUAUGAUCUCUCUUAAUAAGUCUCAAAGUAUUAUAAACAUUUUAUUAAUGUUAGAAACAGCCUGUGCAGUAAACUGAUUUUUUUAAGUUCAGUUGACAUAUUUAUGAACCUUAAUUACUGUAAUUUGUUUUGGUAAUAUCAACAAAUUAUCUCUACCUUCAGGAUGAGAUCGUGUUUUUCCAUGUAGUUGUACAUUUUUAAAUGCAGUAUCGAAUUUAGUUUAGUUCGAAGAAACUAAUCCUUGAAUCUUUAAAUACAAUCAAGUUAAAAUAAUUAAUGAAACUAUUCUACAAAUGUCCUAUGGUAUUCAUUUUUAUAACCAUAUAAUAAUAAAAUGGCUUCCAAGAUAUACUAUACAGUACACAUGAAAGACAUUGAGAGGUAUUUGUGGUGUGAUUGUUAUCUAUUUCUAGUACAAUACCCAAUACAAUUUGCAUGGACAACUAAAGCAAACAGCGGCUUUAGUUUAAAUGUCGAAAUGUCAUCAUCCAACAUGCAGUACUUGCCUUUGUUAUUACCUUACAUAAAAAAUAUGCUGAAAACUGUGAUAGACUGAACAGAGACCGGACCACAAUUAGUGGCUGGAGGACUGAGCCUCCACAACUCCAUGUGCUGAAUGAUCCCUACACUUCUUGAAACAUUAUAAUAUCAGACUUAUGAAUGAAAGCUGGUCUAUGAAUGUUGUGCAAUAUUUUAUGCUAUUAUUAAAUUGUUAUGGUGAAACUGUAUGCUACACAGGGAUUGGCUGUCAGAAUUUGAAAGACUGUGUUGCUCUAGUUUAAUUGUUUGUUCUAUAUUUUCCCUAAAUUUGCCAUGUCUGUUAAAUAUAUGUUAUUACUCACCUAGCAAAUUUAUAAAAAUUCUGACUGGCAUUUCCUGACAAAACAUGACUGGUGUGCUGUGUGAGCGGUACCUAGCACAUAGACAUUCCUAGUGCAUUAAUCUAGCUCUUACUGAAGAGCUGAUAUUGUAUCAUAGAAAUUUUGACAUAUAGAUUUGUAUUUAUAUUUUCUUGUUGGAUUUUAUUACUAACUUUGUACUCUGAUCGAUCAGUAAAUUUUAUGAAAUGUA